This is a messenger RNA of Penicillium nucicola, 846 nucleotides long. Its product is annotated as RTA1 domain-containing protein. The transcript is spliced from 3 exons. Gene Ontology annotation, cellular component: membrane. The record is from RefSeq and is a predicted model, not a curated record. Lineage: Eukaryota; Fungi; Ascomycota; Eurotiomycetes; Eurotiales; Aspergillaceae. Bases 1 to 846 code for a protein of 281 amino acids.
AUGGUCUCCAGAAGCGACUGGAUCGCUUAUACAUACAACCCCUCAAUUGCAGCAGCGGUGAUCUUCAUCAUCCUCUUCGCAGUAACAACCCUCCUACACACAUUCUACCUCUUCCGCACACGAACAUGGUUCUUCAUCCCACUAGUCAUUGGUGGAUACUUCGAGCUAAUAGGCUACAUCGGCCGCGCAAUGUCAGCCCAACAAUCCCCAAACUGGACACUGGGACCAUUCGUCAUGCAAAGCACGCUCCUCCUGAUCGCACCAGCCCUCUUCGCAGCGAGCAUCUACAUGGAACUCGGACGGAUAGUGGUAAUGGUCAAAGGCGAGAAACUAGCGCUAGUGCGCGUCUCAUGGAUGACGAAGAUCUUCGUCGCGGGUGAUGUGUUGAGUUUCUUGAUGCAGGCUUCUGGUGCUGGUAUCAUGGUGACUGGAUCUUCUUCUUCCUCGAGCACAGGCCAGAACGUCAUUAUCGGCGGUCUAUUCGUUCAAAUCAUCUUCUUUGGCUUCUUUGUCGUUAGUGCGCUGGUCUUCCAGCUUCGCAUUCGAGCGGAUGCUGCUGCUAGAGCUGUUGCGAACCAGUUUCCGUGGCGGAAGCAUAUGUGGGCGUUGCAGGGGUCCAGUGUUCUGGUGCUUAUUCGGUCUGUUGUGCGUGUUGUCGAGUAUAUCCAGGGCACGUAUGGCUAUGUGAUGAGCCACGAGGCGUUUAUUUAUGUUUUUGAUGGGUUGUUGAUGUUUAUGCUCAUGGCUGUUUUUGUCAUUGUUCAUCCUAGUGAGGUGAAUUACCUUAUUGGCCGGGGACGGGCUGUGGUUCGGAUGGGCAAGAUUGAAGCCGAUGUUAUAGUAUAA